GUUUCUCUUGUUCAUACAUACAUUCCAUUUAACUCAACACAACAUACAAACACGAACAACUUCCCGGUUUCUUUCUUUCUUCCAUAUACCGAAUACCAAUAAUCAAACAACUUUCUUUAUAUUCAUCAUAUUCAAUCACAAUGACUUCUCAAAUGACCCCAUCAAAGACUGUACGUUGAAACGCGCCACCCCUCCUUCCAUUACUGCCCCUCAUUCAAUUUAUUUUCGCGUCUACAUUAUCAUACUGACUUGAAUCCCAUAGGCUGCUUCUGGCAUUCAAAACAUGAAAAUGGAAUCGCCUGUUAAAAAGCUCAACCUUGCCGGAAAAGAAAACAAUGCACUCGAUGUUGACGCGCCAAUUGUCAAAGAACUCCAGAAGCCAAUCGUCAAGGAAGAAAAGACUGUUACAGUUGCACCUGGAAUCAAGCCAGAGGAAGCAGAUGAGCCUCUUCUCCAAGAAAACCCGAACCGUUUCGUUCUCUUCCCAAUCAAGUACCAUGAGGUGGGUCGCGUCCUUCACGCGUUGACACGUAGAGUGCUGACAUAUUUGCAAUUAGAUCUGGCAGAUGUACAAGAAGGCAGAGGCAUCUUUCUGGACGGCAGAAGAGAUUGACUUGUCAAAGGAUCUUCACGAUUGGAACAACAGACUCAAUGACGACGAGCGUUACUUCAUCUCCCACGUCCUCGCAUUCUUCGCAGCAUCCGAUGGAAUUGUCAACGAGAACUUGGUGGAGAGAUUCAGUGGUGAAGUUCAAAUUCCAGAGGCACGAUGCUUUUACGGUUUUCAAAUCAUGAUGGAAAAUAUCCACUCCGAAACAUACUCUCUUCUUAUCGACACAUACAUUAAGGAGCAGGCACAAAAGACAUACCUUUUCAAUGCUAUUGACACAAGUAAGUCAUAAGCUUACACCACUAUACAAUACAUCAUCUAACAAUUUUGGAAGUUCCUUGCAUUAAGAAGAAGGCCGACUGGGCCGUCAAAUGGAUUCAAGACAAGAACUCUACCUUUGCUCAACGUCUUGUUGCAUUCGCCGCUGUAGAAGGUAUCUUCUUCUCUGGGUCUUUCGCAUCCAUCUUCUGGCUCAAGAAGCGUGGUCUCAUGGCUGGACUCACCUUCUCCAACGAGCUCAUCUCCCGUGAUGAAGGUCUCCACACCGAUUUCGCAUGCCUCCUUUUCUCUCAUCUCAAGCACCGCCCAUCCAAACAAGCCGUCCAAGAUGUCAUCACCGAAGCCGUUGAAAUCGAGCAGGAAUUCUUGACCGAGGCUCUUCCUUGCGCUCUUUUGGGAAUGAACUCUACUCUCAUGAAGCAAUACAUCGAGUUCGUCGCUGAUCGUCUCCUCGUUGCUUUGGGUAACGACAAAGUCUACAAAUCUACCAACCCAUUCGACUUCAUGGAGAAUAUCUCCUUGGCUGGUAAGACCAACUUCUUCGAGAAGAGAGUUGGAGAUUACCAAAAGGCCGGUGUCAUGGCCGGUACUCAAAAGAAACAUGAGGAUACCGAAGCUCAAACCGAAGCCAAGGCAGAGAAUGGAGGUGACUUCAACUUUGACGAAGACUUCUAGAUGUUAUCUUCCCUUUUCUUUUUGUUUUUAUCUCAAGAUGGUACUGGCGUUUACUCUAUACAGCUCUUGACUUCUUUCCCGGGGCUUACACACAUAGAUGUUUGAUGAGGGUAUGUGAUUUGUACAAUAAUAUUUAACAUGAAGGAGUUGGGGUGUUGGAAAAUUGGCUGGGCGGAAUGAAUAUGAUGUACACAUGUCUUUUGGACAUAGAUGGCUGACAGGGAAAUCAUGGUUGAGGUAUACCAUGGUAGGAUUGAAUGGAUGGAUAGGAUAACGAUGAAAUUGCUAGUUAGCGUAACGAAUAAAGUCCAAUAUACACAAGAUUCGAUAUGUCUAUUGUUG
Messenger RNA from Sclerotinia trifoliorum, 1906 nucleotides. The record is from the annotation of a GenBank genome assembly. NCBI's taxonomy places the organism in Eukaryota, Fungi, Ascomycota, Leotiomycetes, Helotiales, Sclerotiniaceae.